Messenger RNA from Miscanthus lutarioriparius, 441 nucleotides. NCBI's taxonomy places the organism in Eukaryota, Viridiplantae, Streptophyta, Magnoliopsida, Poales, Poaceae. The record is from the annotation of a GenBank genome assembly.
AUGUGCAAAUGUAGGACCUUUGCUGCUGUCGGAGUUGAUACAGCUGUAAUGGGUAUUGGUCCUGCCGUUGCAAUCCCUGCAGCAGUGAAAGCUGCUGGCCUCCAGAUGGAUGACAUUGAUCUAUUUGAAAUCAAUGAGGCUUUUGCAUCUCAGUAUGUCUACUGCUGCAAGAAGUUGGAACUUGAUCCUGCUAAAGUCAAUGUUAAUGGCGGUGCAAUGGCUCUUGGACAUCCAUUGGGUUGUACAGGUGCACGGUGCGUCAGUACUCUUCUCAAUGAGAUGAAGCGCCGUGGCAAGGAUUGCCGGUUCGGAGUGAUUUCUAUGUGCAUAGGUUCUGGGAUGGGUGCUGCUGCUGUAUUGGAGCGGGGAGACGGCGUCGAUGAGCUCACCAAUGCUCGGGGAAUCCCAUCCCAUAACUGGCUUUCCAAGGACGCGAUGUAA